Thalassophryne amazonica is the source of this 1637-nucleotide messenger RNA. Its product is annotated as heparan-sulfate 6-O-sulfotransferase 3-B-like. Gene Ontology annotation, cellular component: membrane. Gene Ontology annotation, molecular function: heparan sulfate 6-sulfotransferase activity. The record is from RefSeq and is a predicted model, not a curated record. NCBI's taxonomy places the organism in Eukaryota, Metazoa, Chordata, Actinopteri, Batrachoidiformes, Batrachoididae. The transcript is spliced from 2 exons. The coding region runs from base 106 to 1383 and encodes 425 amino acids.
GGAGCUUUUCUUCAACUAAAGAGCCAAAGUGAAGCAGCGCGAUGCGAGGAGGCGAAGAAGAGAGGAGACACGCGGGCAUCAUGUUGUGAUUGACAGUUUUCCACCAUGGAGGAGACGUUCAGCAGACUCAUCUUGGUUCCGAUCGCGGCCGUUCUGUUCCUGAUGGUCGGGUACCAGUACGUGUGUCCGGCGGGCAGCAGCACCUGCUCCCCCACAGGAGACGACGAACUUCUCUUCUCCUCAGCGUACGACUUCGUCUCCACCGACCAGGACGAGGAGCUCCCCUCCAAAGUCACGUCCAAAUUCAACUUCACCGAGCGAGACUUGGACCGACGCGCCGACUUCAACAUACGAGGAGAGGACGUGAUGGUUUUCCUGCACAUCCAGAAAACAGGCGGCACCACCUUCGGGCGGCACCUGGUGAAGAACAUCCAGCUGGAGCAGCCGUGCGACUGCAUGCCGGGCCAGAGGAAGUGCACCUGCCACCGGCCGGGCAGAGCCGAGUCCUGGCUCUUCUCGCGCUUCUCCACCGGCUGGAGCUGCGGGCUGCACGCCGACUGGACCGAACUGACCAGCUGCGUCCCCGGAGUGAUGAACCGGAGGGACAAGAAGAACGGCCCGAAGAGCAAACGGAAUUUCUACUACAUCACCAUGCUCCGCGACCCCGUAUCACGCUACCUCAGCGAGUGGAAGCACGUGCAGCGUGGUGCCACUUGGAAAACCGCUCUUCAUAUGUGCGAUGGCCGUCCGCCCACUCAGGAUGAGCUCCCUGCCUGUUACAGCGGUGAAGACUGGACAGGCGUGUCCCUGGCGGACUUUAUGAAUUGCCCUUCCAACCUCGCUAACAACCGCCAGGUUCGCAUGCUGGCUGACCUCAGCCUGGUUGGUUGUUACAACAUGUCCUUCAUGAGUGAGCUGGAGCGCGGCCACGUGCUGCUAGCCAGCGCAAAGGCUAACUUGCGCAACAUGGCGUUCUACGGCCUGACUGAGUUCCAGCGCAAGACGCAGUACCUGUUCGAGCGGACGUUCAGCCUGCACUUCAUCAGGGCCUUCACGCAAAUAAACAGCACACGUGCCGCCAGCGUGGGAAUCAGUGAGAAUGUGCGACGGCGCAUCGAGGGCCUGAACGCCCUUGACAUGCAGCUGUACGAGUACGCUAAGGAGCUUUUCCUGCGGCGCUACCAGUACACCAGGCAGAAACAGCACCAGGAGGAGCGGCUGAGGAGGCGACAGAAGAGGCAGCAGAGGCAGCGGCUGCACAGGACCUACCUGGCUGACCUGUGGAGACUAGGAGGAGGGAUGGAGGAGGAGGAAAAGGACGGGAAGAGGCCGGAGGUGGUCGCCACCACGGAGGACUACAGCAGCCAGGUCGUGCGGUGGUGAGAGCUGCGGAGCUAAAAACACCGACGUACUGACUGCUUGCUGUUUGAUUUGUCGCGCUUUCCUCCCCUCCCUCCUCUGCUGCCUCUGCUGUGCUGUGAAUCUGCCAAAACCUGCGACUCCGCCCCCUUAGCGCUUUGAUGGGCAGCCGAACGGCGCCUUAAAUGUAAUGAUGGAUGUGUUUGUCAUGGGAACGUUAACAUUUCACAUUUGUUAACUUUCUUGUUGCAUUUUUUGGAACUGCAGUUGUGAAAAUG